AUGUCUUAUGAGUUUGUACUAAGUUCAGUAAUAUGGCCUGAAACAGUUUUAAAUAAGUAUCGUGAAAAUGGAUUUAAUGAAGCAAAAGAAGAAGCUAUUCAUAUUUGCAAACAAAUUGAUAUAAAACCAGAGUUUAAAUCUAAAAGAAAAAGUUUAAAGAAACGAAUGUUUAGUUAUGAAAGCUCUCCUAUAUUAUGCUCAACAAAUGAAGAAGAAUGUUUUGUGAAUGAUUUUUUUUUACCAAUUUUAGAUCAAGGAAUUGUAUCUAUAAAUCAAAGAUUCACCCAAUUAGAUCAUUUUAACAAUUAUUUUGGAUUUCUAUUUGAUAUUGGUAAUCUAUCGACUGCUGAUUCAGAUAUAUUGUUAAAAAGUUGCCAUGAUUUACAGAUUAUGUUACAAAUAGGGGAAAACAUGGACAUUAGUGGAGCGGAAUUAUAUGAUGAACUUUGCUUUCUUUCAGAAAUUAUUGAUAAAGGUACCUCACCUUUAAGAGUUUUACAAAAAAUCCUUUGCAACAGUGUUGGUGAUGUUUAUCCUAAUGUUGCUAUAGCGUUAAGGAUUAUGCUCACAUUACCAGUUACAACAGCAACAGCUGAAAGGUCAUUUUCAAAAUUAAAGUUGAUAAAAAAUUACCUUAGAACAACACUAAGUCAAGAGAAAACUACAAAUUUAGCAAUAAUAUCUAUAGAACAUGAAAUAGUAGACGGAUUGAACUUGGAUGAUGUUAUUGGCACAUUUGCUGAUCUCAAAUCAAGAAAAGUUAAUUUUUAA
Messenger RNA from Acyrthosiphon pisum (pea aphid), 771 nucleotides. RefSeq lists its product as uncharacterized. The record is from RefSeq and is a predicted model, not a curated record. The transcript has 2 exons. Gene Ontology annotation, molecular function: protein dimerization activity. The coding region runs from base 1 to 771 and encodes 256 amino acids. Lineage: Eukaryota; Metazoa; Arthropoda; Insecta; Hemiptera; Aphididae.